Mugil cephalus (flathead mullet) is the source of this 1912-nucleotide messenger RNA. Its product is annotated as zinc finger protein ZFP2-like. Gene Ontology annotation, molecular function: DNA-binding transcription factor activity; RNA polymerase II cis-regulatory region sequence-specific DNA binding. The record is from RefSeq and is a predicted model, not a curated record. NCBI's taxonomy places the organism in Eukaryota, Metazoa, Chordata, Actinopteri, Mugiliformes, Mugilidae. The transcript is spliced from 2 exons. Gene Ontology annotation, biological process: regulation of transcription by RNA polymerase II. The coding region runs from base 133 to 1158 and encodes 341 amino acids.
CUGUCGGAGCUUUAUCGUGUGACACCGGGCGGAAGUAGUAGUUUUUUGUUGCAUUUGUUUGAGGACCGAACUGGAAGACGGUUGUCUAGUUUCAUCGUGUCCCAGAUAAAUGUUUGAGCUGCUGAAGCAACAAUGUCUUCAUCUGAGAGUUUGAGAGAGUUGAUCAUCGAGCGACUAACUGCUGCUGCUGAAGAAAUAUUCGGACUCUUUGAAAGAACUGUCGUCCAGUACGAGGAAGAGAUCGAUCGUCAGCGCAGACUGCUGGAUAUCACCUGGAAACCUGAGAUAAAGUCACACAGAAUAGACUUCCCACAACAACAUGUCUACACCGAGGAGGAGGUUUUUUCCAACCAGCAGCUCUGUAACCAGGAGAGGACCUCCAGUCUGGACCAGGAGGAACCAGAACCUCCACAGAUGAAAGAGGAACAGGAGGAACCAGAACCUCUAGAGUUUAAAGAGGAACAGGAGGAACCAGGACCUCCACAGAUUCAAGAGGAACAGGAGGAACUCUGCAGCAGUCAGCAGGUAGAGCAGAUUGUAUUGAAGCAGGAGACUGAUUCCUUCAUGGACACUCCUACUGAUGAAGAAAGUGAGCACAGCGAAUCAGAACCAAACAAGCAUGUAGACUCAUCAUCUAGUAAUGCAGAGCCGAAUCCAAAGACACACAGUAUCAAUGUAGACAGCUCUAUCAUGUCAGAGCGCCAGUGUGAUAUUGGCACAGGCAGAAAGCCUGUAACAUGUGACUUUUGUAUGAAAACAUUUCAGUAUUUGUCCAAACUAAAUGUCCAUCGGAGACAACAUACGGGUGAGAAGCCUUAUUGCUGUGACAAAUGUGGUAAAACCUUUAGUCAAAGAAAUCAUUUAACAAGGCACUUGAGUAGUCACACAGGAGAAAAACCAUACCCCUGUAAAAUAUGUGGUAAAAGUUUCACCCGCCAUUGUGGUUUGAUUUUACACACUAGGAUUCACACAGGUGAGACACCAUACCUUUGUAAAAUAUGCGGUAAAAGAUUUAUUACCUUGUCAUCCAUUAGAAAGCAUAUGGCAGUCCACUCAGGUGAAAAGUCAUUCUCUUGCAGGACAUGUGGCAAACUUUUCAGUCGGAGUAGCCAUUUAAAUAUCCACAUGAGGACUCACACGGGUGAGUCGUCAUCCUGAAGCAUCUGUGGGAGAAAAUGUCUCUGAGAAGCUGAGUUUGAAAAACAUGUCAGAAUUAGUUCACGUUAAAAGCUGUAGCAGACAUAUAAUCUAAUUUUUCUUUGAGUUGACAUGAGACAGACGGACAGAUACUUAAUUUAUCCCGAGGGAUACUUGGCCACUCACAUUAAGCAUAAAAAUAUCAAACCCAGACAUUAAACUGGUGGAAGGAGACAUUUCCCUCUGCCUGCAAGGAGAAGAUUAGACAACCAGUAUAUUUUCAUUUUGUUUUGUUUUUUUAAUGCUGAGAACUGAGAGAACAUGGCUAACUGCAUACCAAACUGUGUAAGGUUGGUUUAUUAAAUUUGGUAAUUCGGUCAAUUAGCUGCUGAUAAAAUGUGCAGUGGAUAUGUGGUAAAUUAUCCAAAAACAAAGAACUAAACUUUUACAGGAAGGAUACGUGAAAAUGAAGUACUCUGGAUGAUCUAUGAAGUUCUUUUUGGCUCUUUUUGUAUUUGAUGUUUCUUCAUGAUUUUUGAUUUUCUUGUUUUCUAGUUUCCAAGAUAACUUAUUCCAAGAAUUGAUUUUAGAUUUUGUCAUAUUUUGUGUCAAAGACAUUGUGCUUUGAGUCUAGUGUUAAAGUAAGUUGUACAUUAAUGAAAUCUGAACUCUCAGAAUUAUGAGCAAUUCAGCAGCUACAAAUGAUAGAAGAAAUUAGGAGUUCAUUAAUGUUGCUGUGGUUUUAUAAUCAAUAAAUGGUUUGUAUUUAAACACA